UUCUCACUUCCUCUGCUUCUUGAGCUUCCAUUGCCUGUAAAUACUGGUAAAAUGCUGAGACCAGUAAGAGGAAUACAAGGCCUCCUAGCCACUGUAAAGCUCAUGUUUGAUGGGUUCAAUCUUUGGAGAGAUGGCGGCAACCAGCCCUAUCAAGUUCUAGCUUUGGACCGGCCUUCUCCGUCGCUGGUUCCAGUGCCUUUCCUGGCCUCCAUUGUGGCUGCUGACCUGAUCGAAAAGAGGCUCCCGAACAUGGAGUUUGGCAGAUUUACGGAGAAGCAGCGGGUGGAGGGGCGGGAGGAAGAAGCUACUUGUGCUAUAUGCUUGAGUGGCUUAGAGGCUGGGCAUGAAAUCAGAGAGCUGCCCAGGUGUUGCCAUGCGUUUCACAGUGAGUGCCUGGAUCCGUGGCUGAAAAGGGGUCAGAUUACAUGCCCAUUGUGCAGGUCGAAGCUGUGGGCACAUGAGCAGGGACAAGAGGGAGAAGAUGAAUGGAGGGAGGAGAGGAUUGCUUAUCUCUUUGGUGAGGAUUAUGCUAUGGUUGUUUGGUGAUGCUCAACAUUUUUGUUUAAUUGUUUCUUUCGAUCAUGUGGUUGAGCCUUUGGUCAUUGUUUCCUGUACGUUGCUGUUAACUUGGAAACUUGAUUCAGCAA
Messenger RNA from Diospyros lotus (date-plum), 647 nucleotides. Its product is annotated as brassinosteroid-responsive RING protein 1-like. The transcript has a single exon. The record is from RefSeq and is a predicted model, not a curated record. Gene Ontology annotation, biological process: protein ubiquitination. The coding region runs from base 52 to 546 and encodes 164 amino acids. NCBI's taxonomy places the organism in Eukaryota, Viridiplantae, Streptophyta, Magnoliopsida, Ericales, Ebenaceae. Gene Ontology annotation, molecular function: ubiquitin protein ligase activity.